This is a messenger RNA of Lolium rigidum, 892 nucleotides long. RefSeq lists its product as uncharacterized. The transcript is spliced from 4 exons. NCBI's taxonomy places the organism in Eukaryota, Viridiplantae, Streptophyta, Magnoliopsida, Poales, Poaceae. The record is from RefSeq and is a predicted model, not a curated record. The coding region runs from base 11 to 733 and encodes 240 amino acids.
UGAGCCGGCCAUGCGGGUAGCCUCCAGGGUCGUCGUCCUCGUGCGAGACGUGGCGGGCUACGGCGCCGCCCUCGCCGACGCCCUCCGCCCGUCGCCGGGGCUCACCAGGGAUUCCUCGCCCUUCGAGCUCCCCCUCGCCAAGUACGGCCUGAGCGACGAGAAGGCCUCCGGCGAGCUCGUAAGCUUCUCCGACUCCACUGGCGCUCCUCAGGUGUCCUUGUUUGUUCUGCCAGACUAUAGGCCUCCUGUUGCUGCAUGUGCUAUGAACGAGAUUUUAGCAUUGAUUUCUUCUGAAGUUCCCUCCGUCCAGCCAGUUCUAAUUGUUCCAUUCAUCACAAGGCCAUCAAGCUACUACCAUGGAAUGGUCAAUUCAACAAAAACUGGACAGUUAACGACACUUCAUGCUUCUCAAAUAGGGGUAUCAAAUGAGUUUACUCACUUGUUGGUUGACGGAACUACUAAACCUCCUCCAUCAAUGCAAAUACGUAGUGAGCCAAUACUGUGUUUGCUGGAAAUGGUGCGUGUGUUGAAGAUACCCACAGUUCUUCUUGUCACAUCAGGUGGGCAGCGCCAAAGCAAAAGCUCUUCAGACUCUGACCUUGAGGUGCUGCAAUGCGUGGGUGAUCACUUGGCCAGGCACAUUAACUUGGAGUUCUCCAACGAAACUGUCAUUGAGAUGGGGGUUGAGAAAUCACAAAGCAUUCAAGAACCAUGGCGGGAACUGUAUAUGUGAUGAUUCUACAGCCCUACCGGCUCUGUGCACUUAUAGAUAGGCCCCUUCACAUUUUAGAUUGGAAUGUAUUCUGUGUAUGGUCAUGGAAUGAUGGAUGAUGUGAUUUUUGCAAGGGUUUUUGUACUAUCUAAUAUGAGCCACACAUAUUUUUCCCUUUUA